This is a messenger RNA of Vitrella brassicaformis, 969 nucleotides long. Lineage: Eukaryota; Vitrellaceae. The record is from the annotation of a GenBank genome assembly.
UUCUGCUGGGCGCCGAGUCCGAGCCUGGCAAUGGCGAUGACAAUGGCGAUGCCGAUCGCGGCCAGCAGCCCCCCGAGGACGGCAAGAGCGGUGGAGGUGACAAUGGCGAUGCCGAUCGCGGCCAGCAGCCCCCCGAGGACGGCAAGACCGACGAGCAGGGAAUGGGAAUGAGGCAGCUGUUCGCGGAACUGGGCGAGGGGUUCCUCGCGAAGCGCAACUAGAGCGUGCACUGCGAAGUGAGUGAGCUAGAGAGGGCACUGCAAAGUGAGUGAGGAGAGAAGGGGACCCUCCUGCUUGGUCUUUUCUAAUAUCGCCUCCGCUUCUUCCACCUUACGCGGCGGCUAUUUUCGUCACAUGCACGAGCGCAGAUAGGUAACGAAUUGAGCAUUGCGUCCCUGCCUGUUGGCAUGCGACCGGUCAGAUCAACCACGUGAGGGGAGGGGUGCCUGGGUGUCUGCGGGCGGUGUGUGUCUUGUGUGUCUUGGCAUGAAUGAGACGUCUAUCUGGAAAGAAUGAGAUGUCUGUCUCUGAGUGUAUAGCUGCUCAUACCCAACACAGGGUUUUCCAUGCAUGCCCUGUGUGCUUUUUGGGUUGAUGGUGAUGUGAUGGAUAUGCGAGUGGGUUCAGUCAGUGUCUCUCUUCUCUGGAUCUCAAAAUGAAGAGACCAGAGCAGUUGCACUGCAGGCACGUUUGUGUGGUUGGUGAGUUGAGGCUAGUGGUAGUGAGGGAGUGGCAGUCAGGGAGGUCGUGGUAGUGAGGGAGUGGCAGUCAGGGAGGUCGUGGUAGUGAGGGAGGUCGUCAAUUAAGCCAGUGGGUGUGAGUAUUGGUCGGUGGUUGUAAGUAUUGGUCGAUGGGUCAAGCAAUUAGUGGGUAGUGUGCCUUGUCUGUCUUCUCUUCUGUGUUGUCUGUCUCUUCUGUGUUGUCUGUGUGUUGGGCGGAUCUGUCUGUUUGGCUGUGCUUUUGGGUCGG